GCCGCCGCCCGCGGGGUCAUGAGGCGGCCGCACGGCAGCGCGGCGCGGGCCCGCGGGGCUGCAGCAUGAGCGGCUCCUGCCUGGGGCUCCGCAAGGCCUGCUUCCUGCUGUCCGUCAGCGCCGCCGCGCUCCUGCUGCUGCUGCUGCCUCGGGGGCAGCCCCCCGCCGCGCCCCGCCGCCGCCCGCUGCCUGCCGCCGGGCCUAGCAGGCCCCCGCCGCGGCGGGCGGGCCCCGGGGGCAGCGGCGGGCCCGGCACGCGGGCAGGCUCUCGCGGGGGGCCGGGGACCGAGGCUGGGGCGGGAGGCGGGGGCGAGGGCCUCGUCGUCAGCCCGGCGCCCCCGCGGAAUGGCCGCUUUGGCCCUGCGGCCGGCGCGGCGAGGGAGAGCCUGGAGCUGAAGGACAUCUUCAUUGCGGUGAAGACCACGAGGAAGUACCACCGCAGCCGGCUGGACUUGCUCCUGCAAACCUGGAUUUCCCGGGCGAGGGGACAGACCUUUAUAUUCACAGACUGGGAGGAUCGAGAGCUACGCCUGAAGGCAGGGGAUCAUAUGAUCAACACCAACUGCUCUGCUGUCCAUACCCGGCAAGCUCUCUGCUGCAAGAUGUCUGUGGAAUACGAUAAAUUCCUGGAAUCUGGGCAAAAAUGGUUUUGCCAUGUGGACGAUGACAACUAUGUGAACCCUCGGACCCUCCUGCGUCUCUUAUCAGCCUUCUCACACAGCCAGGAUGUCUAUGUGGGGCGACCUAGUCUGGACCAUCCCAUAGAAGCAGCUGACCAUGUCCAAAGUGAUGGAUCAAAGACAACCGUGAAAUUCUGGUUUGCCACCGGUGGGGCAGGAUUCUGUAUCAGCAGAGGUCUUGCCCUGAAAAUGAGUCCCUGGGCCAGCCUGGGUAACUUCAUCAGCACUGCAGAACGAGUGCGUCUUCCUGAUGACUGCACUAUUGGCUACAUCAUCGAAGGGCUGCUGGAGGUAAAGUUGCUGCACAGCCCAUUGUUCCAUUCCCAUCUGGAAAAUCUACAGAGACUACAAGGCGAGUCUGUACUGCAGCAGGUAACCCUAAGUUAUGGAGACCCUGAGAACAAACACAAUGUUGUGAGUGUGGGAGGAGCCUUUGGCCUUCAGCAAGAUCCAACCCGGUUUAAAUCCGUCCACUGUCUGCUCUAUCCUGACACUAUUUGGUGUCCUGUCAAGAAGAUGUCAUAAUUAACCAGUUGUUGGCACCUGCAUGAGACAGGAGUUGUGGUGUACUUCUUUGAUGCUUUUCUUUUUCCUCCUUCUGGGAGACAACCAAGAGGUAUCUCCAAAGGAGGUAGCCAGAUGCUUAUUUACAGAACCAAGAAGGUGUGGUUUGUUCAGCUGCAGCCUGGGACAUUCCAAGAAGAAUCCCUGUUCUUUUGUCUCAUGGCUCUAUGUAGAAGGACUAGAGUCAUGGGUGUACAAGUCACUUUACCCUUUUGUCUGAUGUCAUGUGAAUCUGUGCUUGGAGACAUCCUAGGCAAAGGCACAGUACUUGGAAUGAUAACAUUCUUACUACUGUUAGGGGCUUUUAGAGGCCAUUGUCUUGAAGCUGGAGUGCUAUAGCAGACUGUAGUCCCCAUGGUGACAAGAGAAGUGGAAGUUUUUACUUGUCUUUCUCGGGAACAGAACUCUUUAGGAGCUUCUGUGGCCUGCCACAUUAAAACUCCAGCUAUUGGCCGGAACAGGGUCUUUUUGAAACACCAAUAAUCCUGGAAUCAUGAGGGUAAACAAGGCUGAAAGCCUUUGUCAUGGGAAAACCCUGUGUAAGGAUAAGCUUGCACAGGACUGGAUAAGAGUUGCUUACAGUGUGCACUCUUCCCCUGUAAUCCGUGUGUACCUCCCAUGGAGGUGAUUAUCAGACUUGGCUCUCUUACCAGCUGAACUGUUGAUUGAGUUACCAGCAGUGGUUGUUUAUGAUGGUGGUCUGCCAGGUCCAAGGCUAUUCCCUUGAUAUUUGGUACUGAAGAACUAUUUGCCAGACUAGAUGGUAAUCAUUCCCCGUGCUUUGCCCACAGCAGAUUGUAUGAGCUAGAGCAUGCUCACAGGCUGAUGAAACAUGCCCUGUCUCUGAGGGAGGAGGAAUGCUAGAUAGCUGUAAUGCCCCAAGGAGACUUUUGAUGGUGUCAUUUGAGGACCUUUAAUUAUAUGACUGUGGUUUCUCCAUUUCAGAUAAUAUUUUUAUUACCUUAAGGUCUAGAUUGGUGUUUAUUUUUACUCCUUAAUGUUUCAGUAAACAGUUCAUGCAAUCAUGAAAAGGACACUGCCCACUCACACAAAGGCAGAAGUUCGGUGUUGUAGCAGUAUCACCUGCUGCUGCUUUUUCAAGAAAGUAAGCUUUGUUGUAAAAGUGGAAGAAAUAGGGGUCUAUAUGUUUACUCUUUGGUUAUCCCAGACUUUGGCCAGGUGCUACCUGACAUGAACAGCAUGAAAAAAUAUUUUGCCAAGCCAUAGUCUACUCUCAAACUCUUCAGAAAAUACUUGCUGUUUUCGUGCUAGAAUCUGAGGCUGAACUGAGGGCAGAAGGAUACAAUGACAUUGUCUAGCCCUGAAACUGUUACUAACAAACAGCUAGAAUGUGAAGCUUGCAAAAUUUUCAGGCUUCUAAAGAGCUGGGUUGAGCUGUACUGUGGACUUCAGCUAGCUGCUUAACUGCCUGUCAUUUGAAAAGUGCUAUAAUGUAGGCAAAUGCCUGCAGUGUAUUCAUGUAUGAAACUUAGCAGAGGUGUCAGCUUGCUGAAAUGCACUGUUCCCUAAACUCUGUUUUUUAAAAUAAACCUUUCAGCGUUUACCUGGGUGCAUUGUCCUCUGCAUUAUUGAAUUCCACUGAGGAGCAAACAAGCUGACUGCUACUUGCUGCAGUCCCACAGCUCAUUCUUAAAUUUCUGCUUUCCUUCAUGUGUGCUGAGGUGACCAUGAGGUCUGGCGAAAAGAAUGCUGCAGGGAAUUGGGUCAAAGUCCAGCUAGUAUGGUGGCUGUUCUGUAACAAGUAUGCCUGUUUUCUGUAAACAGGAGGUCUCAGAGAACAGCAGAUAGUGAUGUGUUCUACCUCUUAUUAGGUCUUCUGCUUACUAGACCUGAGGCAUCCUGUGGCUUAAUGAUUUGUCACUCAUAGCUCUGGAGAUUCUUAGUAUUUAUAAAAAUAUCUUUUUUCUUUUUUAAACAAACCCCAAACUAAACAAAACACUUGAGGUUCUUGUUGGUGACUUGUCAACCUGUAGCAGAAAGUUCUGACAUUUCAUGAGCUCCUGAUGAAGAUUUUGCCUUCAGAUGCCGAUUCUGAACUCUUCUGUUGGAGGUUUUCUUUCUUUUCCACUGGUAGCAGCCUCUUGGAAGACAUCACAGACAGGACAGCAUGGAUUGGAUAAUGAUUGUGGCAAACUGCAGUUCAAAAAUGACACCACUUUGUAUGGAUGGCAGCAAAACCAAGUAACAGAUGUUCCACUCUGCAGUCGCUGAUUACCCUGGACAAGGUGUGCCAAAGAGGCAGCACACUCUAAGCUGGAAGGGUGUUUAAUAAACUGAAGAAGGACCCCAUUCUCUUGCAUAGCAAUACAGAACUGUUCAAGCUUUCUUUUAAGGUUUCUUGUGUUGACAUUACACGAGGCUGUGUGGAAAUAUCAGGACGCAGCUUUUAAAAUCAAGCUACUGUUUCACACACAAAGUGAUUCUACAAAAUAAAUAUUUAAGUAUGUGUAAGGCUA
Molecule: messenger RNA, 3721 nt
Organism: Colius striatus (speckled mousebird)
Lineage: Eukaryota; Metazoa; Chordata; Aves; Coliiformes; Coliidae
Gene: RFNG
Product: RFNG O-fucosylpeptide 3-beta-N-acetylglucosaminyltransferase
Exons: 8
Coding region: 66-1205 (379 amino acids)
Biological process (GO): regulation of Notch signaling pathway; pattern specification process
Cellular component (GO): Golgi membrane
Molecular function (GO): O-fucosylpeptide 3-beta-N-acetylglucosaminyltransferase activity
Source: RefSeq, a predicted model, not a curated record